UUCCCCGGACUUUGCCAGGAGCCCCGUCUCUGCGCAGCCGCUUUUCGCACCCGACCCCCUCCACCUCGCCGCCCCGCCCCCUCUCUCUGACCUUCCCAUUUGUUCUCAGGGGAGGAGAGCAGACCCGGCUGCUUGAGCUUUACGCCACGGCGGCGGUGCUGCCGGAAAGCGUCUGGGUUUGCGGCAGAAGGUAUGUGCAUUUAUACAUAUGAAGACAGUGGAUAGUUUCAUUGACAAAUGAAAAUGGCUAACCCAUUAAGAGGAGAAGUUUUGAAUCUUUAUAAAAAUCUGCUGUAUGUCGGGAAAGACUAUCCAAAGGGAGCAGACUACUUUAAAAGACGUUUGAAGGCAGCUUUCCUUAAAAACAAAGAUGUGAAGGAUCCAGAGAAGAUCAGAGAACUCAUUGCACGAGGAGAAUUUGUUAUAAAAGAGCUAGAAGCCUUAUACUUCCUUAGAAAGUACAGAGCUAUGAAGCAACGGUACUACUUAGAAGAUGACAAAACUAAGUGAAUUUUUGUUGUUGCAAAUGCAGUUUACUGCUUAAGCUGUCUGAGCAAUAAUUGGUGGCACUUCUUUAUAUGUAAAUCAAAUAUUGCAGAAUAACUCUAAUGCAAAGAAUGUACACAAAAAUGCCCAGAAUACCUGAACUCUCUUCAACUUUAAAAAUUAUUUUAAUAGAUUCCAACUGAUACAGCUAUAAAUUGAUACUGAAAGCUUACUCAGCCAAGAUCUGUGGUUUUUUUUAAUUAUAGCAUCUGUCAAAACACUGAUGUAGCAAAAAUUUCAUUGCUCAAUUUACUGAAUAGGAACUUUAAACUUCCAUCAUUAAUCAACAUUGAAAAUUUUUAAUGAAAAUGUUCACUAGGCCUUAAAAAUAAAAACUUAUAGAUGAAA
Molecule: messenger RNA, 894 nt
Organism: Trichosurus vulpecula (common brushtail)
Lineage: Eukaryota; Metazoa; Chordata; Mammalia; Diprotodontia; Phalangeridae
Gene: ETFRF1
Product: electron transfer flavoprotein regulatory factor 1
Exons: 3
Coding region: 238-510 (90 amino acids)
Biological process (GO): respiratory electron transport chain
Cellular component (GO): mitochondrion
Source: RefSeq, a predicted model, not a curated record